AUGUGCAUCUCCGUCCUGUCAACCGCCCACCCACACUAUCCCUUCGUCCUCAUCAGCAACCGAGACGAGUUCAUCAACCGGCCCACGCUGAACGCGGACUGGUGGGAUUCGCCUCAUCGGCACGUUCUCGGUGGCCGCGAUGCGCAACGCCAGGAACGGGGCACAUGGCUCGGCAUCACCAAGCAAGGUCGCAUUGCCAUACUCACCAACUUUCGCGAGGAGGGCAUCGAGGUCAACAAGGACAAAAGUCGAGGCGCCAUCACCAACUCCUACCUCUGCGUCGACCCCGACAGCCAGGAAACGGAAGAAGAAUUUGUCCGACGACUGAUUGACCAGGUCGGUAUUCACGAUGUCGGGGGCUUCACCCUCAUCUUCGGCAAGCUCAGAAAGCCAAAACAUACCCAAGAGGAAAACGCAGUACCCGCGGCAGGUCUCGCGGUCAUCUCGAAUCGCACGGAAACCGCAGAUUCCCUGCAACGAGUGGCGGGCUGUAUUGGAGAAACUCACGGCCUGAGCAACAGCCACUUCGGCGAUGUGACUUGGCCCAAAGUGGUUCAUGGCGAGAUUCAGCUCGCCCAGACGAUCAAAAUGGACGUCAUCAACGGCGGCAACGAGGAGAAUUUCAUCAGAGGACUGUUUGGCGUCUUGUGCAUCGACCUGCUGCCGAAGCGGAAGGAGAAUGAGAGCUGGGACGAAUAUGUUCGACAUAUGCGCGGCUCGAUCCUGAUACCGCCUGCGAAGGGCGAACAGGCGCAACAUAUGGCUGGCUAUAUCCCCGCUUCGACAUCACUGAACGCAUCUGCCGGCACCGACCAAGCCCCUACGCCCAAUGGUGGACACCUGGCUGAGACGGCGUAUGGCACUUCCAAACAGACUGUCAUUUUGGUCAACAAUCAAGGCAGAGUCAUUUAUGUGGAACGGAGCUUAUAUGAUCAACACGGUACGCCCAUACCGGAGGACCAGAGGGACCUCCGCUAUGAAUUCGAUAUCGAGGGCUGGUCGGACACCCCAUAG
Molecule: messenger RNA, 1014 nt
Organism: Sphaerulina musiva SO2202
Lineage: Eukaryota; Fungi; Ascomycota; Dothideomycetes; Mycosphaerellales; Mycosphaerellaceae
Product: DUF833 domain protein
Exons: 2
Coding region: 1-1014 (337 amino acids)
Biological process (GO): protein secretion; Golgi organization
Cellular component (GO): Golgi apparatus
Source: RefSeq, a predicted model, not a curated record